AUGGCGCACCUACGAGGUGGAUCAGUGUCCAGAGGUUCUGCCGCCGCUAGGAUCGAAUCAACCAGAGCUAUCAACAAGUCGCUUAUUCGCUGCAAGAUCCUUCUCGAGUGUGGAAGCACCGCUGACUUCAACUAUGACCACUGCAUCUCACAAUGGCAAGGGGAACAGUGCCCGAGGCCUACCGCUUCGGUCCUGUCCGGCUCUAGAGUAAGGAUAGCCACAGCUCUCUUCCACGCCGAUCACGCCCUCGACCUCGCUUCGUACCACGACCAACCCCAGCUGGUUGCAAAAUCCCAGCUCUUCCGCGGCCACUGUUUCCGCCGAAUGGCCCAAUGGGACAAGGCAUACUGGUGUUACGUUCGCGCGGCAAGCGUGCGCGAGUUCGCGGCCGAAAAGGGGCCAGAAGGACUAGAGGCUUCAACGAGAGAGUGCCAGAGGAGGUUAGGCAGAAGGAAAGAGAGUCACCACUCCAGCGCUAGCGAGGAGAUUAGUAGUGGGUAUGGAUCAGAUGACAUGGUAUGCCGCUCUGGAAAAGAACACGAUCUACAGAAGUUGAUGGGGAAGGAAGAGGAAAAGGGAACACACUCACUUGAGCUAGAUAUGGACGACAAUGAUCAGCAUAGCCGUGGUGACAGCAUCUCAUGUGAUUACCCAAUUCAAGGCAUUGCUGGUAACGUCUCCGGCUUUGCGAGCCUCCGCUCAAGACAAGGUUCAGAAGUCGCCGAUGGGACCCCAACGGCUAUGAGUUUGAAGGAGAUGAUGAACUGCUAUUUUGCUCGGGUCAAGAGCAAAGACACCGCUAAAAACGACGCCGCUUUGCCCACAACUACAUUGAGAGAUCUAUCGGAGGAACAGUGCAACCGCUCUUUCUUCUUCUCUGCGAACCAAAGUGCCUUGCAGUACCAACAUGAUUACAGCGAAGUUUGCUGUAUCUGCGACAACAAAUCGAGGCAAGAAGACGGCCAAGGAUUUUACUCCCUGGUCUACUGCGUCUACGACUUUGCGACUGCUGUACAGUAUGGGUCUCAGCUUCCUAGACGUCAUGUGCAUCUUGGGCAUAAUGUACCUGGGCAGCUGGCUGUCUUCUGA
Molecule: messenger RNA, 1089 nt
Organism: Neurospora hispaniola
Lineage: Eukaryota; Fungi; Ascomycota; Sordariomycetes; Sordariales; Sordariaceae
Exons: 6
Coding region: 1-1089 (362 amino acids)
Source: RefSeq, a predicted model, not a curated record